Molecule: messenger RNA, 5006 nt
Organism: Marchantia polymorpha subsp. ruderalis
Lineage: Eukaryota; Viridiplantae; Streptophyta; Marchantiopsida; Marchantiales; Marchantiaceae
Source: the annotation of a GenBank genome assembly
GAGAGAGAAAGAGAAGCAGGGUGCGAACGAGCGAGAGGGAGGGAGGUGGUGACGGAAGUGAAUCUGGUCGAAAUAUGCCUUUGUUUCUUGGCGCUCACCUGACGACUGGUUUUAGCGCACCUUAUGUACAGAUACCUGUGAUAUUCCUUCUUUGUCUCGUUCACGAUCGAUUUGGAUGGUAGUUCUUGGAAGUGAGAGGAGUUUCUGAUCUGAAUUUUUGUUUGCGACGAGGUAGUUUUCGGACUGCAGGCGCUUGUGCAUUGUGUGAGAGUUGAUUGGAAAGUGUGGGGUUUCCUCCGUUGCAUGCGCUCGAUACGUACCGUAUCUCACCAAAAUUCCUGGCUCGAGUCGAUUCAUCCCGUCCAAGCUCCAGACACAACCGCUUGAGACGCCUCGGCUUUGAGAUGUGAUAGAGGUGAGCUUCAAUCGGCAGCUUGGAUACCGGAAUUCGACUGAAGAUAAGAGAUCGCAUCACAGAAGACUGGUGCAGGCGAACGAACCCAGUGCUAGACAUGGUACACACUCCAUGGCAAGGAGCGACUCGUGCAGCACCUGCAAUCGUCAAUGAGUAUCAAAUGGAUUGGUGAGACGCGAAGGAAGCGAUUGAUCAACGAGCCAGGCUAAGUGAAUGCAAUGCAAGCCGAGCGAUGAAGCAGAAGCUAUGAAUCACGGUAUGUUAGCGAAGGCAGCAAUGCCCGAGCCGGAGUUCUGCGUGGACGGCAUAUCUUCGGAGAAGCCGUUCAGCAUGGAUCUUCGGAACGGCUUGGUGGUGGUCGAAGGCGGGGAAGAGAAUGCCGUCAUCUCUUUCUCAGCUCGUGUCGGACCACCUGCUGCUGCUGCAGCUGCCGCUGCUGGCGGACCAGGUCCCAGUUCCGGUUCCGGUUCGCCAGAAGCGGAGGGCUCUGUGGACAGCAAAUCAUCAAUUGAGAACCCGUUGAACAGCGGACCUCAAAUUGGGCCGAUCGUCGAGGGACAAGCCCCACACCCCAUCGGAUCGUCAGCUGAGGGCACUACGACGCGCAACGGGUCCGAGAAGGUCGAUCGUGCUGACCAGCAGACGACGGCUGUCGACGGGAUCGCGCACUCGGAGAACCUCCCGGAUGCAGAUCGUGGUGGGAAGAUGGCUGACGGCGACGGUGGGCCGAGGAGCGGAGACGCGAACCUCACAAUAUCGUCGUCAGAGGUCGGGGCGAGCGUGCAGGACACGGGCGGGACGCAAGAGGAGGAGGAGAAGGAGAAGGAGCAGCGGGAGCUGGAGCUGGAGCAGGAGCAGGAGGAGCAUGGCGCGAGCAAGGGCGAGGAGUCUGUCAAUGCGCCGUCGGACGAGAAGAAGUCGCUCGAUGGGGAAUCCAGGGACGGAGAGGCUCACCAACGAUCACUGAGGACUGAGGCUGGGGGAACAAUGAAUGGCGAAAAUCCAGAAAAACUGUGCGAACGGGACCGUCAAGACGACAACGUGCUCUACGAGCGGGUGAGCGCCGGGUGCCAAGGACUGAAUGCUGAUCCUCCUGAGAAAUCAAGUGACGUUGGAGACCCCGAUGUCGCAGCGUCGUUCGAUUCGUCGCGGGGCGCUGCGAGCUGUCUGGAAAGAAACUCGCCCGACACAUUCCACGGCUCGGCAGCGGGAGCAUCGCUGGCGCCGCAUCGGACUUCAGACGCCGGGGUCAGUUUCGAUGGCAAAAUCUCCGAGAAGUCGUUCGGCAGUAGCGUAUCGCGGCGCGGCUCCCACCGGACCCGACACAGCCGAGGCUCGGGCGGCGGACUGCCCAACCCGGCGCUGGUGGAGCGCCUGUAUAAUCCUCCGCACAUCUGCAACCACGUCCGGUGCGCUGCCAAUAACCCCGACUACGCCUUGAGACAGACCGUACCGCCCAAGAAGUACUUGGUAGCCAAAAAGCACGCCUACGGAGGAGUUAGCGACAAGUCCCGGAGGACGUCCUGUGACAACGUCGGAGGAUCCAGCGAAAAAUCGAGAAGGACUUCGUGCGAUCACGACAAGAGCUACGCUCUGCAUUCCUUGACCAACGCGGGGCCCGGCGCCGACAAGGCUCGGAGGAACUCGGCCGAUCCCGACAAGGCGCGCGCGGGAAACAACAGCGUCAACAACGGCGGCAGUGGCAACCACGCGGGGAAGUCGAGAAGGACUUCGGUGGACCAUGACAGGAACCACGUUCACACCACUUCCGGAGCUCCGCACCACAAGCGCGGGAAGAGCACUCCUCCCGUGGGCUUCACGCCCCACGGCGCCUGGAACGCCUCCGUCGCGAUCGAUAAGAAGCACGAGGCGCACGGGUUCUGGAGUGCCCCGGUGCACGACAGGAAGCACGGCGAGCAGGCAGCAGGCGCGGGGGGCGGCGCUUGGAACAACUCCGUCGCGGUCGAUAAGAAACAUGGCGAUUACGGGCCCUGGAAUGGUUCGGUGGCCGUCGACAAGAAGCUGGGAGAGCGCCGGGACAGGCCCCGGUCGAACCUUCCGGGAGGAGGAGGGGCGAAACACGGCAGCACCAAAGGCGAUCUGGCGUUCGGCUCGCGCCGCGCUUCCAACGAGUCCUCCGUCACGGACGAUCGGCGGCAGAAGCCGCGGCGAAGCUCGUACGCGUCGGAGGCCGCGGCGGAGGAUCGCGGCGGGCGCUGCGAGGCGCCCGUCAGCGAGCAGCAGGCCGAAGGCUCGAGGGGAGCCGACGCAGCAGGCGAAAACGGCUCGCCCGCGGCCUCGGUCGGAUCCAACAUCACCGAUCAGUCCAGCCCGAAGGACGCCGCGCUAUGGCAGCGGCAGCAGACCUCGCCGGAUUCGUCCUGUGUCACCAGCGGGCACUCGCCGUCGUGCGAGUCGCUGUCAUCCGUCGUGCGCUCGGAUUCCAGAGUGGCGACCAGGGCCAGGUACGAGCUGCCCACCGUGGCCUCCCAGGUGCCCAAGCCCGCGUCCCACAGCCCGUCCGAAUCGACCACAGGUUCGCUUUCGAAGCCGUCGUGGAACAGCUCCACCUCCAAGGUGGCGCUGGCUGCUGCCACCCCGCCCUCGGUCGGCUCCGCGGCCGCCACUUCCUCUCUGGCCCGGACGUUCAUCGCUAAACUGAAAGAGAGCACCAAGACGGCCGCGUCGGCCGCGGUGGCCAAGGCCCCGUCUCUGCCGUCGUGGAACUCGUCCAUCACCGUCGCGCCGAAUCUGUUCGACUACUCCACGACGGCGUCCGGAGCGUCGAAGCUGGCCCGGCGCUUCAUCUCCGAGAUGAAGCAGAGCUCCAAGGCCGGUCGCGCCAUCAAAGGCGCCGAGGACCAGAGCGAUGCCCGCGCCAAGGUCGGCGCUUCGACGCCCGAGGGCUCCGCGACCGUGUCGUCGUCGUCGAACGAAAUGUCCGUGCCCAUUCCCGAGAGCUCUGCCGAGAAGCACGUCGAUCCUGGAUUUCCGAAUCCCUCGACUCCGACCUCCAAAUUGACGAGGUACGGUAGUAUGCGCGAGGGCUCCAGCAUUCCCACGCCGAGCAAGCUCGCCAAGGUGCCCAGCAUGAAGGAGAAGGAGAAGGAGAGCAAAAUCCCCGGCAGUGUCAAGUUCGGCAAGCGAGGGCGGACGUGGGUCGAGGCCGAAGCGCGCAAGAAUGAGACCGUCAAUCUCAAGAAGGGUGAGACCGCAGAACGACGACUGUCGGAGGAGUAUAUGACGGAUCACACCCUGACCACCACCGUCCCGCGCGACAUCCAAGGCGGCAGAGUGCGCAGCCUUGUGCACGCCUUCGAAAGCUUGAAGACAGCUCCCGACGCCGAGCACCACCACAGUAAUGACGAAACUGUGAGAACUCAAUACCAGCUCGAGCUCGCAGCGCUGCCACCCUCACCUUCCCCGAUCGCUGCAUAAACCUCCGAUCGGCCCGGAAUUUGAGGCUGGGCGGCAGAAGCAAGAUCUGGAGGAGGAAGCGCCAUUAAAUUAAACUUUUAGCUGAAUCAUCUGGAAACUACCAUGUCGGUUAAAGCAUGGCCAGAUAUGUCAAGUGUAUAUUGAUGUUUGAUAAUUCUUCGGAGUGUUCGUUCAACUUAGUACCAUCCAUUUUGCACAGUGUAGCUCUAGAAGUCACAAGUUGAGAUUGUGAAGGAAUGUCACUGGCCUCUUUCCCCUCGCAAGAGGAUGCGUGACGAAGACAAGAGUGUACAGGAGAUAUAGUGUUUGAGUAUCUACUACUAGAUCUUUCUAUCCAUGAAGAAACUUGUGGAUUACUGCAGACAGUGAAGUCAGUUGAGAAAAGUAGAAGAAGAAGAAGAAGCUACUGUUUUGUAGCUAGGUAGGACUUCGAUAAAUGUCAGGUAUAAAUAAAGGUGUGACGGGUUUACUGUCCUGAUCCUGAUCGUCACUUUUCAGAGCAGGUUCCUUGCUUUCCUCCUGACUGACGGAGUUGGACUGAUCUCUUCGGAGGCUCAAUCAAAAAGGCAGGAGAUCCAGCGAAAUUGAAAGCGUGCUUAGAGUCGUGCCGACCGAGCUGAUGAAUAUGUCGGACAGCUUUCAGUAACCAGCAUCGUACUUCUGGGCUUCAAGUUCAGGUUAAUGGGCUUCCCGAAAGAGCUCCGUCAGGCAGGCGAAUCUCUCUCUCCUCUCGACUGUGAGAGUACUCAAUAAGUGCAAUUGUUGAUAGGAUCAGAGAGACUGCAGACUCUUCCAUUGAGUGCAUUUCCAAUUUAGACGCGGCGAUUGACAUCGAAGGAUAUACUCAAGAAGUUAGGACGAAGUACAUGCUCUUACAAAUGUGCAGAAAACGAAUCGAAACGAAUUUGAAAAGGCCCUGGGAGAAUAUGCUUCCUUACAUCCGUGGAGGUUGAUGAGGAUGUCCAGUAGUAGGAGCCUGGAAAGUUCCUCUCAUAGAAGUGCAUGCCAGAAUUCUAUAGAGAGGAUAUAGAAUAAGGGGGUUGUUGUCUGCUCCUCACAUUACCUCCUCAAGGAAGGAGAAGAAGAACGACUCUUAUUCUUGGUUACUUGAUCUAACGCGUUGGCUCUCUACUUGGGUCAGAGUCUCGUGCCC